Molecule: messenger RNA, 624 nt
Organism: Guyanagaster necrorhizus
Lineage: Eukaryota; Fungi; Basidiomycota; Agaricomycetes; Agaricales; Physalacriaceae
Exons: 2
Coding region: 256-432 (58 amino acids)
Source: RefSeq, a predicted model, not a curated record
GGAAAGGAUGAGGUCCGGCUAUUUGGGUGUGUCGCCAAAAGGUGCAGUGUUUCGAGGUGUGGUCCAUCCAAAGGGACUUUGAUCAGGGAAAGGUCGGCUAAGCUUGAACGCAACCCCGUACAGAAGGAGAAAUGAAAGGCACGAGAGAUGAUCCGGAGACGCUUCAGUGAGAGAAUGAACUGGACUUGUGAGGGUGGGUCAUGGUAGCAUGGAUUCGAAGUCUUGGAAUGUAUGCGGAGACGUGAGGGCCAAGUUAUGGAGAUGAGAAAGGGCUUCCCGGUCAAUUGUGUAGAUAAGGGCGUGUCGGAAAAGAUAUCGGCGGGCCUGGGAAUAGAAAGAGCGGGAGACGAGAGCGCAAGAUUUGUCAUCGGAGAGAUUAUCCUGUAUUUCCUCAUGAUUUCCAUCGGGAUUUCGAAGAGUAGGGUGCCUUAGAUAGUUCGACCUCCAUUGGCACCGAAGAGAAGUCGCCAAGUCAGAAUCGCUAAGUAUUGGGAUUCAAGUCAUCGCCGUAAUAGGUAGUGCUGAACACAGGAAAAUCAGCAUGAGACACUAGUGCGCACAAACACAGACAACGGUCGAGGUGACGGCCUUCACAUAACCAGUAGUUAUUGAAAUAGCCAAAAA